Danio rerio (zebrafish) is the source of this 1638-nucleotide messenger RNA. It is a transcript of the gene rab22a, whose product is annotated as RAB22A, member RAS oncogene family. The record is from RefSeq and is marked provisional. Gene Ontology annotation, cellular component: cytoplasmic vesicle; early endosome; phagocytic vesicle membrane. Lineage: Eukaryota; Metazoa; Chordata; Actinopteri; Cypriniformes; Danionidae. Gene Ontology annotation, molecular function: GTP binding; G protein activity; GTPase activity.
CAACUAAUCGAUCAUUAACAUAACAUCUGAAUCCUCGUAUUACUUUAAACUGUACCAGUUAUGUCAACAUUCCUCAUCGGCUUCGUAUAUAUUACAAAAGCAGUGGAUAUCCGACACUAGUUGUGUGAACAGAGACUGUGUGUGUUGUUGUUUUUAGCUUACGUCAAAUAGAAAUAGUUGCUGAGCAGCUUUAUGAAACUAUUUGGAAUGAUUGGAAAGUUUUCAUUAGUUUGGAGGUCAACAUGUCGCUAAGAGAGCUGAAAGUAUGCCUUCUUGGGGACACAGGAGUUGGAAAGUCAAGCAUUGUGUGUAGAUUUGUGGAGGAUAGUUUUGAUCCAAACAUAAAUCCAACAAUUGGAGCAUCGUUUAUGACAAAGACUGUGCAAUACCAAAAUGAGCUUCACAAAUUCCUCAUCUGGGACACAGCAGGACAAGAAAGGUUUCGUGCUCUGGCUCCCAUGUACUACAGAGGCUCUGCUGCGGCCAUCAUCGUCUAUGACAUCACUAAAGAGGAAUCAUUCCAGACAUUGAAGAACUGGGUGAAGGAGCUUCGCCAGCACGGACCACCCAACAUAGUGGUGGCUAUCGCUGGCAACAAGUGCGAUCUCUCCGAUGCCAGAGAGGUAUCAGAGAAGGACGCCAAAGACUACGCUGACUCUAUUCAUGCUAUAUUUAUCGAAACCAGUGCCAAAAAUGCCAUUAACAUCAAUGAGGUCUUCACACAGAUAAGUGAAAGGAUCCCGGUUUUAGAUGCGGAGGGCGGGUCUGCAGUCAAGGGUUUUAAACUCCGUCGCCAACCAUCAGUAUCGACCAGAGAACGCACUUGCUGCUGACGCCUUCAUAAAAAAGCCAGAUCCUCUCCAGCCUUUCACCCCUAUUUCUCUUAGUAACCAAGAAGAAUAGCAAAUGAAGAAUGUGAUGUCAUUGGGGAAGUUACUUAACGUCACUUCCUUUUGGAGCCAAAUACAAAUUGCAGUUAAGAAUAGAAUGAGAUUUUACAUUCUGAAUCCCAGUGCAAUGUUCACUUUUUGUGAGAAAGAGGAAAAUGUACAGUUGCUGUACCUUAUUCAGAUUCAUUUCUGUUCUAGAUCUCAACCCAGAUUCAAACAGCAACAAAACCACUCGCUUAACAGAUCAGAUGCUGUCCUACUCUAUGUAGUUUGACUAUAUGAGUGUAGGUUUUAAAGGUUUCAGCACUCCAGAUGCAAGCAACACAGCUUUCUUGUCUUACUAUUUUUGCACAUCUUUAUAUGAUGAAAAUAAAUCUCAUAAACAUAUUCAGGUCAUAUUAUACUCAAAUCACAUAUAAUAAUUAUAUAUUUUUUUGCAUAAUGUAAAGUUAACGUCUGGUAUUAGGACUAAUGUGUUUAUAAUAUAAUAACUUUUAGUAUAAAAUAGUAACACAUUGCUGUAUAAUAAUAUUUAAGAGAAAUAAAGAACAGUACAGCUAUAUAAUUGUGCUUAAUUGCAGAAAAUAUUACUUUAAAUAAUAUGUGGCAUGAACAUGUUUACAUGAGAUUUUCUCCAGUUUGUUUGUAUUUGUGUUGCACAUUACCGGACACAAGGCUGUGUGCGCUUUCAUUUAUAUUUUGUAUAUGAAAAAUAAAACUAUGAGGCAGUUCUACACAUUCAGAUAAA